AUGGAGUUUUGGGGUGCUGAGGUGAAGAGUGGAGAGCCCCUUCUGGUUAUGCCUGGCGAGGGCAUGGUUUUGCAUCUCUCUCAGGCUUGUCUAGGUGAGAUGAAAAAGGAGAAGGGAAACGAAUCCGUCUGCUUGUUCAUAAAAGUUGAUGGAAAGAAACUAGUUCUAGGAACUCUAUUUUCGGAAAAGUUGCCUCAGCAACAAUUUGACUUGGUUUUCGAUAGGGGCUUUGAGCUAUCACACAACUGGAAAAGUGGAAGUGUCUACUUCUAUGGUUACAAGGCCAGCAAUCCUUUUGAAGAAGAUGAAUCGGAGGAUGGAGAAUCUGAUGAAUCUGAACCUGAGGAGGCUAUACCGCUUACUCUGGCAAAUAAUGGGAAAUCAGAGGCAACUGUUAAGCAAGAGAAACCUGCAGGACCUCAGAAGUCAAAUGUUGCCAAAGACAAGGGCUCUGCUGCUGGAAAGCAAAAGGUGAAGAUUGUAGAGCCAAACAAAGAGGAGAAUCCGGAGGAUGAUGAUGAAAGUAGUGAUGAAGAUUUAUCGUCUGGGGACGACGACGACGACUCCAAGGAUGAGGAUGACAGCGAUGAUUCUGAUGAAAGUGAUGAAGAGACACCAAAGAAGGUUGAACCUAGCAAGAAAAGACCUGCAGAGUCAGCUGCCAAAACACCUGUUACAGAUAAGAAGGCAAAAACAACUCCACAGAAAACUGAUAGCAAGAAAGGUGGUGGUCAUGUUGCUACACCUCACCCCUCCAAACAGACCGCAAAAACUCCUGCCAACAAGCCAAACCAGCAGACUCCGAAAUCUGCUGGAUCACAUGCUUGCAAGAGCUGCAACAGGACAUUUAAUUCUGAGAAUGCUCUGGAGUCCCACUCAAAGGCUAAGCACAGCAGUGGAAAGUAA
Molecule: messenger RNA, 906 nt
Organism: Fraxinus pennsylvanica
Lineage: Eukaryota; Viridiplantae; Streptophyta; Magnoliopsida; Lamiales; Oleaceae
Source: the annotation of a GenBank genome assembly